CUCCCUCCCCGCUGGGGCCGGCGAGACCUUCUUCUCUGCGCUCUUCGCCACGGUCACUGUGGGCGCGAUGGCGGCACGACGCGAGGAUGACGGCGGCUGCGGGCGCGGCUUCACGGAGCUGCGAGGCUACAGCGUCACGCGCAACCCGCACCUCAACAAGGAAAUGGCCUUUGGGCUGGAAGAGCGGCAGCACCUGGGGAUUCACGGACUGCUGCCGCCCUGCUUCCUGUCGCAAGACGUGCAGGUGCUGCACGUCAUCAAGAACUUCGAGCGGCAAACCAACGACCUCGACCGGUAUAUCCUGCUGAUGGGGGUGCAGGACCGUAACGAACGCCUCUUCUACAAGGUGCUCAUGUCCAACGUGGAGCGCUUCAUGCCGAUCGUCUACACCCCGACCGUGGGCUUGGCCUGCCAGCAGUACGGCCUGGCAUUCCGCAGACCUCGGGGGCUGUUCAUCACCAUCCACGACAAGGGACACAUCGCAACGGUCCUCAAAUCAUGGCCGGAGAGUGACAUCAGGGCGGUGGUCAUGACGGACGGGGAACGAAUCCUGGGGCUGGGCGACCUCGGCAGUUACGGGAUGGGGAUCCCGGUGGGGAAGCUGGCAUUGUACACGGUGUGCGGAGGGGUGCAGCCGCAGCAGUGCCUACCCGUGAUGCUGGACGUGGGCACAGACAACCAGUCACUGCUAGAAGACCCGUUUUACAUCGGACUGAAGCAAAAGCGAGUACGCGGAGCGGCCUACGAUGAGUUCAUCGACGAGUUCAUGCAGGCCAUCGUGAACAAAUAUGGCAAGAACUGCCUGAUCCAGUUUGAGGACUUUGCCAACACCAACGCCUUCCGUCUUCUCAGAAAGUACCGUGACCAUUACUGCACCUUCAAUGAUGACAUUCAGGGCACGGCAGCGGUGGCGUUAGCGGGCAUUCUGGCGGCUUUGCGAAUCACAAAGAACCGUCUCUCGGACCACAAGUUCCUGUUCCAGGGAGCGGGCGAGGCGGCGAUGGGCAUUGCGGGGCUGCUGGUGAUGGGCAUGGAGGUGGAGGGGACACCGAGGCAGAAGGCACUUUCGCGCAUCUGGAUGCUUGAUUCCAAAGGACUUAUCAUUAAGAGCCGGGAUAAUCUGACCUCAGAGAAGAAAGAGUUUGCUCAAGACCACCCCGCAGUGACCACGCUCUCUGAGGCCGUGCACACGCUUCGACCAACCGCGCUCAUCGGUGUCGCAGCCAUCGCAGGAGUGUUCACGGAAGCCAUCUUGCGCGAUAUGGCCUCUUUCAAUGAGCGGCCGAUCGUGUACGCGCUCAGCAACCCGACCAGCAAGGCGGAGUGCACGGCUGAGCAGUGCUACAAAGCCACCCAGGGUCAAGCGAUUUUCGCAAGUGGAAGUCCAUUUGGCGAGGUGAAGCUGGCAGAUGGACGCGUGUUCCACCCUGGCCAGGGUAACAAUGCGUACAUCUUUCCCGGUGCCGCGCUGGGCACUAUUGCCUGCGGUCUGCGCCACAUCCCCGACCAGAUCUUUCUGUGCAGUGCACAGGCACUGGCAGGGCAGGUGACCGACAAACAUUUGGCUGAAGGGAGACUUUUCCCACCUCUUAACACUAUUCGCGAUGUCUCCUUCAACAUAGCUCUCAAGGUCGUGGAGGAGGCAUACCGCAUCGGCCUCGCCUCGGUACUUCCCGAGCCAGUGGAUAAGCGCGCCCUCAUUCAGUCGCAUUUCUUUAGCCCCGAGUACAUAUCUUUCUUGCCAGAUAUAUACACAUGGCCCACACACACUGCCAGCACACAAUGAGCGCGCCACCAGAACUUUAACUGCCCACGAAGCAUGUAAUGAUGCGUGGAUCCAUCAAUUAAAACGCAUUAUUUCUCUCGCAAUACAUACAGCACAUUCAAUUGUCAGAAUCUCCCCAAAAAUGUGAUUUGCAUAUAUGUUGCAUCAUGUGCAGCCAGGGGUUAUUCAAUUCAAUCUUAAAACAUGAAUGGAUUUUUCUAUUGAAUUGUGACCCUGAAAAUUUGACAAUUCAUUAAAUCAUAAAAGUGGGGGGAGGGGGGCAUCUUUAGAUGUCUCAUGCCCCCCCACUGCCACCCUGAGGCCCAGCCUUAUGCCUUGCUCGCUUAGCAGAGCUCUGAUUUUGGUUCUAAAACAUCAAUAGAACUUUCAAACACGAAAGUAAAGGAUGAUGGCGAUGCAAUGGUGGUGACGACAGCCACUGAUUAACAGACACCCACCGUUUGAAUUGAUGUCACCGACUGUCGUGAUAUUCUAGCAUUGUGCAAUGCUAUAUUGUGAAUGUGUUCAAUUUAGGAACUGUAAACAAAAUGUUGAAUUGUAAAAAUGGAUCAGCUUGAUUACUCAAAUGCAAUGUCUAUUUGCACUAAAUUAUUGUGCAGCUAAGUAAAUUAUGCCGUUGUUAAGCAAUUGCCUUUGAACCUGUGUGGUGAUGUAAUGUGAAAUGCAAUGGGAAAUAAAGAGAAAAAUAACCCAC
Messenger RNA from Lethenteron reissneri (Far Eastern brook lamprey), 2480 nucleotides. Its product is annotated as NADP-dependent malic enzyme-like. Gene Ontology annotation, biological process: pyruvate metabolic process; malate metabolic process. Gene Ontology annotation, molecular function: NAD binding; malate dehydrogenase (decarboxylating) (NADP+) activity. The record is from RefSeq and is a predicted model, not a curated record. Gene Ontology annotation, cellular component: mitochondrion. NCBI's taxonomy places the organism in Eukaryota, Metazoa, Chordata, Hyperoartia, Petromyzontiformes, Petromyzontidae.